UGGCUUGGGGCUGCGGCGUCCGCUCGGGUGCGCGGGAGCUCGGCAUGGCGGCCCCCGCGGCGGCCCUGGGGCCCUCGGCGCUAGGCCAGAGCGGCCCCGGCUCCAUGGCCCACUGGUGCUCGGUGAGCAGCGGCCCGACGCGCUACGUGCUCGGCAUGCAGGAGCUGUUCCGGGGCCACAGCAAGACGCGCGAGUUCCCGGCGCACAGCGCCAAGGUGCACUCGGUGGCCUGGAGCUGCGACGGGCGUCGUCUGGCCUCCGGGUCCUUCGACAAGACGGCUAGCGUCUUCUUGCUGGAGAAGGACCGGCUGGUUAAAGAAAACAAUUACCGCGGGCACGGCGACAGCGUGGACCAGCUCUGUUGGCAUCCGAGUAAUCCUGACCUCUUUGUCACCGCGUCUGGAGACAAAACCAUUCGCAUCUGGGACGUGAGGACCACCAAGUGCAUCGCCACCGUGAACACUAAAGGGGAGAACAUUAACAUCUGCUGGAGUCCCGACGGGCAGACCAUUGCCGUAGGCAACAAGGACGACGUGGUGACCUUUAUUGAUGCCAAGACACACCGUUCAAAGGCGGAGGAGCAGUUCAAGUUUGAGGUCAACGAAAUCUCCUGGAACAACGACAAUAACAUGUUCUUCCUGACCAAUGGCAAUGGUUGUAUCAACAUCCUCAGCUACCCGGAGCUGAAGCCGGUGCAGUCCAUCAAUGCCCACCCUUCCAACUGCAUCUGUAUCAAGUUUGACCCCACGGGGAGGUACUUCGCCACGGGAAGUGCGGACGCACUGGUCAGCCUCUGGGACGUGGACGAGUUGGUGUGUGUCCGGUGCUUUUCCAGGCUGGACUGGCCUGUGAGGACCCUCAGUUUCAGCCACGACGGGAAGAUGCUGGCCUCGGCGUCGGAGGAUCACUUCAUUGACAUCGCGGAAGUGGAAACAGGAGACAAGCUAUGGGAGGUGCAGUGUGAGUCCCCGACCUUCACUGUGGCCUGGCACCCCAAACGGCCUCUGCUGGCGUUUGCCUGUGAUGACAAAGAUGGCAAAUACGACAGUAGUCGGGAAGCGGGGACGGUGAAGCUGUUCGGGCUUCCUAAUGAUUCCUGACUGGGGGGGCCCGACGCAGGGGGCGCCCGGCCUGCCCUUGUGGGAUUGGUUUGGUCCCUUCUCCUGGAGUUGGAGUGCGCCUACACUGUUUGUAAAUUGGUGUAAAUUAUAAAAGUCUUUUUUUCAGGCUACCCACUCCCGUUGCCUUCCUGUUUGUCACGUUAGCCGUUUCUUAUCAUUUGGCCGUGCGUGAGGACUCUGCAGUGCGGGUGGGGGUACCAGCGUGCCCUGGCCUCUGGCGAGCUCCUCCUCCCUG
Messenger RNA from Phyllostomus discolor (pale spear-nosed bat), 1356 nucleotides. It is a transcript of the gene THOC3, whose product is annotated as THO complex 3. Bases 45 to 1100 code for a protein of 351 amino acids. The record is from RefSeq and is a predicted model, not a curated record. Gene Ontology annotation, molecular function: protein binding. Gene Ontology annotation, biological process: mRNA export from nucleus. Gene Ontology annotation, cellular component: THO complex part of transcription export complex. The transcript has 6 exons. NCBI's taxonomy places the organism in Eukaryota, Metazoa, Chordata, Mammalia, Chiroptera, Phyllostomidae.